AUGGACUACAGUUAUGAUACGGACCUGGAAGAGUUGUGUCCGGUGUGUGGGGAUAAAGUUUCUGGCUAUCAUUAUGGUUUAUUAACCUGCGAGAGCUGCAAGGGUUUCUUUAAGAGGACCGUACAGAAUAACAAACGGUACACAUGUGCUGAGAGUCAGGACUGUAAUAUCGAUAAAACCCAGAGGAAACGCUGUCCGUUCUGCCGCUUCCAGAAAUGUCUGAACGUCGGGAUGCGGCUGGAAGCUGUCCGUGCUGAUAGGAUGCGAGGAGGGCGCAAUAAAUUUGGCCCCAUGUACAAACGAGACCGGGCGUUAAAGCAGCAGAAGAAAGCUCUCAUCCGGGCCAGCGGCUUAAAGAUGGAAGCCACGCCCCCUUUGAUGUCAUCCCCUCAGCCUGACUACAGCUUCAGCACUGCUCUGUCCACCCCGGCUCCAAAAAACACCCACCCAAACAUCGGCACCUCGGUGGCCCCUACAGAUUACGAACGCAACCUCUACGCAUCCAGUUCCCUGAGUUUAUCCAUCCCCAUCCCGGCCCACACCCCUCUGCCAGCUCAGUACCCGGCGUAUCCCACCCUGGCCAGCCACGCCAUCAAAUCCGAGUACCCCGACCACUACACAAGCUCAGAGCAUUACACCUGCGCCAGCUCCCCAGAAUCCGUUCCAGGCUACACGUACGUCGACCAGACCCCUCCGGGCUUAACGGUACCGCCACUGGUUCUGGAGUUUGUUCGCUGUGAGCAAGAUGAGCUGCAGGUGCAAAGCAAGAUAAGCGCUCACCUGGCCCACCUGCAGCAGGAACAGAACUCUCGGAGCGCGGCGGCCAAUCAGGAACAGGACACACGUCUCGCUGCCAAACAGGAACGGCUCAGCACCUUCGGCCUGAUGUGCCACAUCGCCGAUCAGACCCUCUUCUCUAUAGUGGAGUGGGCGCGGAGCUGCAUCUUCUUUAAGGAGCUCAAGAUUGACCCCAUAUUGGUCCGCGCCCCUUUCUUUCUCAGCUUCAGGAGAAAAUGCUCCUUUAUUGUUCGCGUUCGCUUAAAUGUGAAGCUGUUGGAAAACCAGCCUUACGUGGAGAGCAUGUACGAGCAGGUGAACGCCGCGCUGUUGGAGUACACACUGUGUGCGUAUCCACAAUUCCCAGACAGGUUUAGCCAGAUUCUGCUGCGCUUUCCUGAGCUCAGAGCACUCAGCACACAAGCUGAAGACUACCUGUGCUACAAACACCUGAGCGGAGAGGUGCCGUGCAACAACCUCCUCAUAGAAAUGCUGCAUGCCAAGAGAACCUGCAUCUGACACACACACACACACACACACACACACACACACACACAAACACACACACACACACACACAUUUCCAGGCCCGAUUCCUUUGCAGAUGACACUGUUAUUGACUAUAUGUUUUGCAGCACACAGAAAACCUCAUCAACCAUGCCACUGUGUUUCUGAAAGGAAAGAGGGGAGAUGUCAGUGUUAUUGACUGUGCUGCGGUGAUGACGUAUUUUUGUAGGCCAAACAAGAAGUCAGCAUCACCCUGGUUCCUUUGACAAAAACCCAAUACAAUUUUUCUAUUGGUUUUUGCAGAAAAUAAGCUCUGUGAUUCUUACACAUUUUAUUCACAAAUGAACAACAGUUUGAAGCCUAAAUACAAUCACUUGAAGUAAAAAGCUAAACGCAGUCUAUACACAAGCUACAUGACUUCAGCUCUUUCAGUCCUUAUUUUAAAAAACAUUUUCCUUGAGAGUUAGAAUACUUUGCAAGAGUGCAGUUACAAACACAGUGAGGCUGUGAAAGCGGCUAGUGAGUAGAUGAGUUAACUUGCUCGAUGUGACGACCU
This is a messenger RNA of Sinocyclocheilus rhinocerous, 1839 nucleotides long. RefSeq names its product steroidogenic factor 1-like. Lineage: Eukaryota; Metazoa; Chordata; Actinopteri; Cypriniformes; Cyprinidae. Gene Ontology annotation, biological process: regulation of transcription by RNA polymerase II; tissue development; hormone-mediated signaling pathway. The transcript has 5 exons. The record is from RefSeq and is a predicted model, not a curated record. Bases 1 to 1296 code for a protein of 431 amino acids. Gene Ontology annotation, cellular component: RNA polymerase II transcription regulator complex. Gene Ontology annotation, molecular function: RNA polymerase II cis-regulatory region sequence-specific DNA binding; nuclear receptor activity; zinc ion binding.